UUUGGUUAUAUUACUUGUAUUUCAUACUAGUGCUAAACCUUUUUUAAUGCAUAUACCAAAACUAUUGAUUGUAUCUUAUGAUGCAUUUAGAUAUGAUUAUUUUGAUAGAAAUAUGACACCUUUUCUCGAAAUGUUAAAAAGAAACAACACUUAUGUUGAUUAUAUGAAAAAUGUUUUUAUAACAAAAACAUUUCCAAAUCAUCAAACAAUAGCUACAGGAUUAUUUGUAGAAUCUCAUGGAGUUAUUGACAGUGAAUUUUAUGAUAAAAAAUCAGGAAGGAUAAUUAAGUAUUCAGAAGAAUUGUAUAAUUAUAAUAAUAAUAUUCUUCCAAUAUGGAUUCUUAAUGAAAAUAGUGAUAGAAAUAGGCAUAGUGGUGUUAUGAUGUGGCCUGGUAUUGGUUUUAAAUAUCAUGGUUCAAGUCCUACAUUUGAAUUAUCAUGGAAUAUAUCAGUGUCAUGGAGAAAAAGAAUAGAUAUUUUAAUAUCUUGGUUUAAUCACCCUAAAACUCCUAUUAAUUUUGGGAUGUUGUAUAUUGAAGAACCAGAUUUUCAUGGCCAUGGAAUUGGUAUUAAUAAUGCAAAUUUCAAUAAAGUCUUAGUGAAAUUAGAUAAUAUUACAAAAUAUCUUCAUGAUACUUUGAAAGAAAAAUCAUUAAAUGAUGUAAAUGUUAUACAUUUAAGUGAUCAUGGAAUGUCUACAGUUACAAUAGAUAGAAUUAUAAAUUUAACAAAUUAUAUCAAUCCAUCUGAUUAUAUAUAUGCAGGAUUGUCACCAGUAACAAAUAUUUAUCCUAAGGCUGGCAAAGAGACUUUAAUAUAUACAAAUUUAAGUAUAGCAUCAAAACGUACAAAGAAAUUUAAUGUAUAUUUAAAAAAAGAAAUACCUAAAAUCUAUCAUUUUUCUGACAAUACAAGAGUAGGGCCUAUACUUGUUGUUGCUAAGCCUGGAUAUGCAUUUGAAACAUUUUAUGAUAAUUUUCCUUGGUAUGAAAAGGAAUUCAAUAUCACAGUUAAUGAAAAAUCUGAAUUUGGUGUUCAUGGAUAUGACAACAAUGCUUCAGAAAUGUAUCCUUUUUUCUUUGGUGUAGGACCUGCUUUUAAAGCAGAAUGUAAAAUGCAGCCUUUUAACAAUAUUGAUUUAUUACCUCUAUUUUGUGAAAUACUUAAUGUUCAAUGUGAUCAUAUAAAUGGAACUUUAGGUGAUUUACAAAAAUGUUUAACUAAACACAAUUAUAAAGAAACUUUUUAUAGUAGUGUAUAUAUUGGUGGUGCUGUUAUAUCAGUUUUAGGAAUUGUAAUUUUAUAUUUAAUAUUAUUAAGAAAACGACAUAUUGAAAAAUAUAAUACCAUAUAUAGAGCUAGAUCAACCUAAAUAAGAUCAAAUAACAUUUGUAUUACAAUAUUGCAAUAAAUAAUAUCGUUCUAUAUUAUUAUAAUUUACAUUCCAUAAUACGUCAUUGCAAGACUAUAAUUGUAUAAUAAUUAAUUAUUAAGAUAUACAUAGAGGGGUUACCGAA
Ceratosolen solmsi marchali is the source of this 1517-nucleotide messenger RNA. Its product is annotated as bis(5'-adenosyl)-triphosphatase enpp4. The record is from RefSeq and is a predicted model, not a curated record. Lineage: Eukaryota; Metazoa; Arthropoda; Insecta; Hymenoptera; Agaonidae. The transcript is spliced from 8 exons. Bases 47 to 1372 code for a protein of 441 amino acids.